UCAUUUAAAACUGAUGUUUACCUCGGCCAGGACAUAUCACUACCUUUGAUGUCUCUUUGAUUCACGCAAUGUAUGUUGUGGUGGCAAGAAAAUGUACGUUAUCUAAGGCUGCCCUCUGAUUGGCUACUUUAGCUGUCCUUUUUGGCGGGUAACUUGUGCGAGUUUGACCCAACAUCCAACAGUUUCUUAGUAAAUUCGGUCUGGCUAGCUAGCUAACUUGUUUUUGGUAGUUAUUUUUAACCAAAAAAACAGGUUGUGUGACUGCGCUCUAUCUAGGUAGUAAUAGCUAGCUAUGUGAGCUAUGCAAUUUCAUACUAAUCACAAAUAGGUUGUAGAGUAAAGUCUGUGACAUCAGUGGCUGUGUGUAUUGCUGCUAGCUACGUUAGCUAGCAAAUUUAAUGUAGAUAGCUAGUUAGCUACAUUAGCUAGCCAGAUUAGUAUCAAAUAUUUCUGUAUCUAUCUGUGUAAACUAGUACUUAGCUAACUAGCUACAUAUUUCAACAUAGCUUUACCUUGAUAGCUAUCUGGCUUAUAAUUUAUCUUUAUUUUGUAGAUUUGUCAACUUGUUAUCAACUAGUAUUACUACCAUGGCAUGUGAACAACGUUUGCGGGCUGCUCAGGGCACCCAGUUGCUGCCAAAUGUAGUUUCAACAGAGCAGCAGUCCUUGAUUGUUGUGAAGAAACUGCUGGCAAUUGCAGUCUCCAGCAUCACUUAUCUCAGGGGUCUUUUCCCAGAAAAAGCUUAUGGGAGAAAAUUUGUUGAAGAGCAGAAAGUUAUGAUCCUCAGGGAGGAACGCACCUGCCCUGGUGCCAGUCAGAUUGUACAGUGGAUGCAGGGAUGCUUUGAUGCCCUUCAGAGAAAAUACUUGCGGACGGUCGUUAUGUCUAUAUACACAGACCCAGAUAAUCCAAAGAAGGUUACUGAAUGCUACCAGUUCAAAGUCCAAUACACUGAAAAGGGACCCAAAAUUGACUUUGAAAGCAAAAACAGCAAGAAUCUGGGAAAGAUGGCUUGCAGCAACACAAAAAAGUCCAGCAUCCUCCUGGUGCGUAAACUCUACACACUGAUGCAGAACCUGGGUCCUCUGCCAGACAAUGUCUGUCUCAACAUGAAACUCUCUUACUACGACGACGUCACUCCCCAGGACUACCAACCCCCAGGCUUCAUGGAGGGGGACAGCGAUAGCAUGCAGUUUGAGAAGGAGCCUGUCAACCUGACCAUGGGUGAGGUGGUCACUCCCUUCCACACCCUGAAGGUGGACGUGACCACAGAGAGAGAAAGGCUGGAGCAGGUCGAUGACGAGCAGCCGAUCUGCAUGAGGGACAAGUGGGAGCUGAAGAUGGAGGAAGGGACAGUGACCAAGAUCAGCAGUCAGCAGACUCACAUGAUAAAAGUAAUGGAAAAUCCGGACAACAACCUUUACUUGGACAAUUCCGAGGUCCAGGUGAACUGCCAGGAGAAGAUGGAGGUGUGUGAGGAGAGCACAGAGAACUCUCAGAUGGACACUUUGGUAAAGAGGACAUCUGACCUGGAAGUGGCCAUUAAGAGGACCAGGAGCGGACGCGUCACCAGGUCCACCCUGGAGAGAAAGGCUGAGACUGAGGUGCACAGCGUCAGCAAGAAGAAGCCCUCUCCCAUCGAAGACAAAAUGAUAUCGCAGUUCGAGUUCCCCUGCAGUCAGGAUGUCCAGGCCUCUGUGUCGAAGAAACGCAAGUUCAGCGAACCCAAGGAAUGCUACUGACCUCUGAUCUUUCCACUUUACCUAUAAGAUACCUUUCAAGACAAGAACCGAUUUUCUAAUUUGCAUGGGCAAAAGCUCUAGUCUUUUUUAGGUGUUUUAAAGGAAAGGUGUAGUGCCCAAACGCCAACACCACCAUAGUACUGCUGCAUUCUGUUGUUACAAUGGAAAGGAUAAAGGAAAAAGUUCUUUCUAGUCCACCUUGUUUAUGUUUAUACUUUUUUUUUUUCAUUGUUGAGUUUCAUGCUAGUGUGUGAUAUGGAGACGGGAAAAUGAAAAUGAAUACAAUUGUAUAUUGGGUCUGUGAAGUGCGAAACUCACCGUUUUAUUUAUUUCAAAGGAUUGCAUUUUUAUUGUGACAAUACUGUUACGUUUGUUUUAUGAUUACCAUGAACUAUACACUGCAAAAUUGUGUUUAAAUUUUGUUUUGUUAUAUAAUGUAUCAAUAUACAGUACCCUCCAGUUGUAAGUUAUUUGAUUAAAUGUAUGUUUCUAAUAAAUUAAAGUGCCUUUUCUCAGUUUUGAAAAA
Oncorhynchus kisutch (coho salmon) is the source of this 2268-nucleotide messenger RNA. Its product is annotated as HORMA domain-containing protein 1-like. The coding region runs from base 588 to 1742 and encodes 384 amino acids. The record is from RefSeq and is a predicted model, not a curated record. The transcript has 15 exons. NCBI's taxonomy places the organism in Eukaryota, Metazoa, Chordata, Actinopteri, Salmoniformes, Salmonidae.